Messenger RNA from Haemonchus placei, 516 nucleotides. Lineage: Eukaryota; Metazoa; Nematoda; Chromadorea; Rhabditida; Trichostrongylidae. The record is from the annotation of a GenBank genome assembly.
AUGCGUCUGUGUUUGAUGAUGCUCCACUUGUUCACAAAUAAUCCAAAGAAAUGUUUCACAUGUAGUGUCUUUACGUUUAUAGACAAUCGACUUUUAUGUACGAAUCCUGGUACAUGCUACUCGGACUAUUGCUAUAGCUAUGUGCUGUCUGAUUUGAGGAGUAUGUUUCUCUCUGGAUGCGCCGAAGACUGGUCAGAUUUUGAGUUUAGAGGAGAAGACGACCGUAUUCUGUGUCAUGCCCACGGACACUUUGGUCUGUGUCUUUGCCGUGCAGGUGGCGAAUCUCCAUGCAAUAAUAUGUUCACAAGCAUAAGCAGUCCGAUCGAUACGCAUCAAUUCAAUGAGUUUCAGAAGGUGACCGGUUUCACUGCCGACUACGCCCGCAAUCGUGUUUUACAGAUGCGAGUUGAGGGUUUUCCAGAGAAAUUCCCAGGUUCACCUCUAAACACUGCACGAUUUUCUCUCACCUCCCUCCCAAUUAUCCUUAGUUUCGUGAUCUUUUCUUUUCUACAAUAA